Molecule: messenger RNA, 1299 nt
Organism: Lasiodiplodia theobromae
Lineage: Eukaryota; Fungi; Ascomycota; Dothideomycetes; Botryosphaeriales; Botryosphaeriaceae
Product: Homeobox domain containing protein
Exons: 3
Coding region: 1-1299 (432 amino acids)
Source: RefSeq, a predicted model, not a curated record
AUGGCGCCCGGUCCCAGGAACACAGGAUUCGAAUUCUCGGAAUCACCGUUGACAAGUCCCACAGAGCCGCAGAGCGCUGUUCAGAUUGACGAUAAGGGAGACAAGGCUGAGGAUGAAGCAGCUUCGCAUCGCUCGCAGAUGCAAAGGUGGUGGGAUAAAUCCAUCUCAAAGAACCUUAGCGUUCACAACGGAUACAAGCAGACUUUCGUUUUGUUCAUCAAGUGGAAUGACGAAAUUGACCAGCUGAAGGUCGGCAAGGAGGUUUCGGAGCUUCGCGAUGUUUUUGAGAAGAGAUUCCACUUCACCACCAAAACCGUUGAGCUUGGGUUGAAUAAAGCAACGACUAAACUGGAGCAUGCCAUUUUGGGUAUGCUCAUGAAGUAUGACGACCCACAAAACCUGUUGAUUAUAUAUUACGCUGGUCAUGGGUUCUACCACAAAGAUAAGAAGAAACUUCAGCUUGCAGGGACCACAGACGAUUCAAUCCGAGGGGUCCCUCUCCCGGAAGUCUUCUGGCAAGAUGCAGAGAAGCAUCUUACCAAGAGCAACUGCAGCAGCGACGUCCUAUCCAUCAUGGACUGCUGUUUUGCCAGCGACAUCAAUCGCAGCUAUGGUGAAAAUAGCCGCGUGUGCGAGCUGCUUGCCGCAAGCCACAUCGGUCGGACCACGGAACAGCCCGGCGAUAAUUCAUUUACCAGAGCCUUGAUCGACUCUCUCAACUAUCUUCUCACAAACGAUAGCGGGGACGGAGCAUUCGAUACCCACCAGCUGCAUCAAGAGAUCAACAGGCGGCGCACGGACAACCCAUCGGGCUUAUGGAGGCGCCUGCCCGGUAACAGCAGGCACAUACUCAUCAGCCCGCAGAGACUCGGGCCUCUGGGGAUGGAUCAAGGCACGAAGCCGUCUGAGCACCAGGAGCAGCCGAAAGGGCUGCUUUCGCUACAGUUCGUGCUCGGGGUGAACGAGUUGAACGAGAACACAAUCGAGGAGCUCACCCGCCACCUGCCCAACUGCUUCAACAGCUGCAGGGCUCCGGUACGGAACAUCAAAUGGCUCGGUUUUAGCGGGAAGACUCGGCGCACGAAGUCGCUUGACUCGUUUGCCAGCAUUGUGCGCGAACUGAUAAAAACCAACAAGCAAAAGCGACAGCAGGAGCAGCUGCAGGUGGUGGACCAGGACGAAGCUUAUCAGUCUUCAGACGUGAUGAAGCGGAAAGCUGAUGAAGUGGAGCUUCUGGGCUCUGAGAUACCCAAGAGGCUACGGAGAAAUGAUUCUGAGAGCCACUCUUCCGUGGAAUAG